Molecule: messenger RNA, 1353 nt
Organism: Aplosporella prunicola CBS 121167
Lineage: Eukaryota; Fungi; Ascomycota; Dothideomycetes; Botryosphaeriales; Aplosporellaceae
Exons: 4
Coding region: 248-1249 (333 amino acids)
Biological process (GO): lipid metabolic process
Molecular function (GO): phosphoric diester hydrolase activity
Source: RefSeq, a predicted model, not a curated record
UCUCUGUCCUCCAUCCUCCCGUCGCGACGCACGCACGUACUAGUUAAUAAGGCAGCGGCGACCAGCUCCUUAUUAGUGCACCGUUGCUGUUGUUGUUUGGCGUCCCUGUCCUUUCCGCUGUCUCCGGCUGGCUGCUGCUGUCAUCAACUCAACCACCACAACACCUACGCAUCCGAGCACCAACGCGGCCAACGCUAGCAUCGUCUAAAGAAAAGAAAGAAAAAGAGAAAAGGAGCUUUCGUCAACAAUGAAGUCGCUCCUCUCGAUCCCGACGUCCGUGACCGCUGCCGCUGCCGCCGCGGCCGCUGCCGUCUUCAUCGCCAAAGAAGUCGCUGCGGCGCCGACGGGCAGUGGCGCGCUCCAGAACAUUCUGGACAACACGCACCGCAGCCCGCUGUACGGGUAUCCGACGGAUUUGACGCGGGGCGUUAUUCCUAAACCGUUUCAUAGCCAUAAUGACUAUUGGAGAGAUGUGCCGUUUUACUCUGCGCUGAGCUAUGGCGCCGUGUCGGUUGAGGCGGAUGUGUGGUUGGUGGAUGGGGAGCUUUAUGUCGGGCACCACCGCUCCGCCCUCACCACAGCCCGCACCCUCGACGCGCUCUACAUCCAGCCCAUCCUCGACACGCUACAGCGGCAAAACCCCACCACGCAAUUCACGACCGGAGACGAGGGGGUUCACGGCGUCUUCGACACCGUCCCCGAGCUAACACUGUACUUCUUCAUCGACCUGAAGACAGACGCGGACGCGACCUUCGCCGCCGUACUGACAGCGCUCGAGCCCCUGCGCGCGCGCGGGUACCUCACGACGGCGCACGCGAACGGGACGCUCGCCCCCGGCCCGGUCACGGUGCUAGGCACGGGCAACACGCAGCUGGAGCAGGUGCUGGCGCUCAGCGCGAACGAGAGCGCCCCCGCGCGCGAUCUGUUCUUCGACGCGCCGCUGCAGGCGCUGAAGGAUGACGAGAGGGUGGCUGGGCCCGAGGUCGCGCCGAUCGCGUCCGUCGAUUUCGGGUCCCUGUUUAAUGUCACAAGGACGGAUGAUGUCGCGCGUGUGUUGAGUGAGAACCAGAAGAAGCUGUUGAGGGAACAGGUCGAGACGGCGCGUGAGAGAGGCAUCGCGACGCGGUAUUGGGGCUUGCCGGAUUUUCCGGUGGGCGUGAGGAAUGCCGUGUGGAGGGUUUUGGUGGAGGAGGGGGUCGAUUUGCUUAAUGUCGAUGCGUUGGAGGAUGCGGUUGAGUUGUGGGGGUAGAUGGUAGAUGUGCUGGGGGGGGUGUGGGGUGGGGGGUUACGUUACCUACUUGGAUGGACCUAGAUGAAUGAGUGGAGGGAAGGGGGUUGGGGUUAUGAUUACCU